CUAUCCUUACCCAAUAGAUCAUGCAAUGUUUUAAUGCAAAUGUUUCAAUGCAAUGUUGGCGGCCUGGAACGUACGGUAUCUCAAUGUGCGCAAAACGCGGUGACGCCACGCCAGUAAUCCCAGCAACACGCGACCAGGAAUUACAGGAGAGGACAGGGAACAGACAGAAAACAACCGACUGCUUAUUUUACCAAGAAAAAAUGAAGGGUUCUGAAAACAACAAUUGAUUAAGGCGAGUUUUGGCGAGGUGGAGAAAAUAGAGAGUCUGUCUUUCUCUCCCCAUCUCUCUCUUUUUACAUCUCUCGAUGAGCGUCUGCAUGAACUAUACUGUUAGCUUGAUUUGGGUCUCUGUCUCUGAUGAGGUUACCGUUAAUAGGCUAGUCAGUGUAUGGAUCAGUGAUGCGACAUGUCCCAUUUAACAUUUCAGUAGAUUAGUUUAAAAAACGGAUUCAAUGCGCAUAUCUCUUAGCUUAUUUAGCCUAGCUCAACAAGAGCUACUGUUUACUAGGAGAGAAAGGGAGGAGGGUUAGCGUAGGCUCGUUAUGUAGUGUUUUCUCCCUAUAGCAACAGUAGUCUGCACUGCAGUGCUGUUUUAUAAUGCAGAGAGAGAGGCUGAAUCGGGGGUAAUACAGGCUAUAUUUAAAUGUCCAUAUUCAGAAUUAAAUUAAACAGAGUCACAUAGAAAGCACUGUUUCUAGCUCUCUCUUCUCUCUCCGGGGAUGUUGUAUUAUUCAACAGUAAACGGAGGAUGUUGAGAGUCAUAGGGAGAAAGGGAUAGAGAGGUCAGAGAGGUGUGGAAGUGUCCUGUGUGUAGGGGUGAGUCAGCACAGAUGGAUAGAGAAAGGGACAGUUUAUAGAAGGCUUAGCUUGGCUGAUAGAGACAGGAGAGAGUGGUGUCAGAUGUCUCCUGGUGUGUGUGUGUGUGUGUGUGUGUGUGCGCGAGCGCCUGUGUGUGUGUGUGCGCGAGUGCCUGUGUGUGUGUGUGUGUGUGUGUGUGUGUGUGUGUGUGUGUGUGUGUGUGUGUGUGUGUGUGUGUGUGUGUGUGUGUGUGUGUGUGUGUGCGCGAGCGCCUGUGUGUGUGUGUGUGCGCGAGCGCCUGUGUGUGUGUGUGUGUGUGUGUGUGUGUGUGCGCGAGCGCCUGUGUGUGUGUGUGUGUGUGCGAGCGCCUGUGUGUGUGUGUGUGCGCGAGCGCCUGUGUGUAUGUGUGUAUUGAUUAGGCAGAAGGUCGUGAGGUUGAGGGGAGCUCAACACUGGGCAGACUUGCAGCAGAGUGACACAGAGAGGAACUGAGAUGUACCACUGCUUUAACACACACAGCUGAAACCAGGACAAAACCAUAGAGUAUUGAAAGAGGGACGGCGGGUGAGGGGAGAUUGGAGGACGAGUGUGGGGGAGCAGCAGCCAUGGCAGAGAACUAUAUGUACCAGCGUCUGUCCUACGAGAUAGAAGAGGAGGAGAAGGAAGAGAGGAAGGAGAGAGUGGGAGAAAACAUGGUAAAGUCUUCUGUACUGUGUCAGACACUGGUUGAUGUUGUUGUUGGUAUGUUGACUGUGUGUGUGUGUAGAUGACGGAGGAGGGGACAGAGUGGUUGAUAGAUCUGUUAACAGACGUUCAGCUGCAGCAGUACUUCCUGCGUGUCCGUGACGAGCUGAACGUGACCCGCCUGUCACAUUUCGACUACGUCAAGAAUGAAGACCUGGAGAAGAUCGGCAUGGGGAGGCCAGGACAGAGGAGGCUUUGGGAGGCAGUCAAGAGAAGGAGAGCUCUCUGUAAACGCAAAUCCUGGAUGAGCAAGGUACAGCACACAGUAUUUCCAGGGAAAAGACCUGACUCUGACUCCGACCCACAGCAGCCCCGGGGGGCAUCGCCCACCUUGAUGACUCCAGGCUUAACCCCGUCCAGCGAUGGGCCGUCGUCGGGGGCAGCCCUGACCUGUCUGAUCCGGGAGGCAGAGCUUCAGCUGUGUGAACGACUGGGAGACGGAACCUUUGGAGUCGUCAGGAGAGGAGAGUGGACCGGACCGACUGGACAAGUGCUGUCAGUAGCGGUGAAGUGUCUGAAGACAGACAGUGUGUUAGACACUGAGGGGUUGGAUGAUUUCAUCAGAGAGGUGAACGCCAUGCACUCCCUCAACCAUCAGAACCUCAUACGGCUCUACGGAGUGGUGCUCACUCACCCCAUGAAGAUGGUGACAGAGCUGGCUCCUCUUGGUUCUCUGUUGGAUCGUCUGAGGAAGCGACAGGGACACAUCCUCAUCUCCUCUCUGUGUGGCUACGCUGUACAGGUGGCGUGUGGCAUGGCAUAUCUAGAACAGAGGCGGUUCCUCCACAGAGACCUGGCUGCAAGGAACGUCCUGCUGUCGACCAAUGAAAUGGUGAAGAUCGGUGACUUUGGCCUGAUGAGGGCACUGCCGUCACACCAGGAUACAUAUGUGAUGGAGGAGAGUCACAAGGUGCCCUUCGCAUGGUGCGCUCCAGAGUCAUUGAGAAGCAGAAGUUUCUCUCAUGCUUCAGACACCUGGAUGUUUGGAGUCACUCUGUGGGAGAUGUUUACACAUGGACAGGAGCCAUGGUUAGGACUCAAUGGCAGCCAGAUUCUCCAUAAGGUGGAUGUGGAGGGGGAGAGGCUGGUGAAGCCAGAUGACUGUCCCCAGGAUGUUUACAACAUGAUGCUGCAGACCUGGAGCCCUCAGCCUGAUGACAGACCAACAUUCACCGCCCUCAGAGACUUUCUAUUGGAGACCAUGCCUACAGACAUGAAAGCGCUGCAGGACUUUGAGGAACCGGACAAACUCCAGAUCACCAUUAAUGACAUCAUCACCAUCAUCGAGGGCAGAGCAGAGCUCUAUUGGUGGAGAGGUCAGAACAGAAGGACGUUGCGCAUGGGACAGUUUCCUCGCCACGUGGUCACGUCGGUCAGCGGCCUGUCGGCCCAAGACAUCAGCAGACCCCUCACACACUCCUUCAUUCACACUGGACACGGAGACACUGACCCACACAGGAGCUGGGGGCACGCUGACCGCAUAGACAGCUUGUACUUGGGAAACCCCAUGGACCCCCCUGAUGUUAUGGGAAUGGAUCCUUCCACUGCCCGGCCCACCAAACUACCCAACCGCACCAGGAAGCAGCCUCCUCCUCGUCCUCCCCAGCCUGCUGUCUUGAUCCAGAAGCCGUUCUAUGACUCUGUGUUAGAUGAAGAUGAUGAAUAUGAAGGUGCUUCGUUGGGGCUGAAAAAAAUGGGUGUGGCUAUGGGCCUUAAACUCCGCCCGUGGGAGGGGCCAGGUGUAAGGUCGGCCAAAAGCGAGGUCUCGCUCAUCGACUUCACCGAUGACAGCUUUAGCUCGGCCACGUCCUCCCCUCUCACUGAGACAUGCCUACCUGACCAGGACACACUCAAGGACCUUCCUUCCAUCCUAGACUGGCCCCUCCCUCUUCCUGCCUAUGACGAGGUUGCCACGGAAGCUGAGGGCCAAUUGGCAGACAUGGAGGUUCGAUCUAUCACUGGAUUGGCUGAGGGGAUUUUAGCUCCGCCCAGCACCGAUGCAGAGGGGAGGGGCUUAACACAGUCAGCUGAUCUGUUCCAGGAGCUGCAGAGAGAGGUGAUGGUGAAACUGCGUGUUCCCAUGACAGCCGGCCGUUCCCUCCCCUCCUCCCCCCUCCCCCUCUCCCUGGCCCCCCCGGCCCCUCACAGACAGAUCUACCUUCCUCCCCCCUCCUCCUCUUCUUCCUAUGAGGACAGACCCAUGCUACCUCCACGCUCCCCCAUCCCACCCCUCCGCUCCUCCAAACGCAUUUCCAUAGGUGAGAGGGAUGACACGCCCCCUCAGAUCCCUCCCAGAGACCACGCCUUCUCUCAACCCUCCUCCCGCUCCGCUUCCCCCCUUCCUUUAGUUCCUCCCCUCUCUGUCUCCCCUCUCUCCUCCUCCCCCCUUUGUCUCCCACCCCCUCCCCUCUCCGUCUCCCCUCGUCAGAGGACAGGGCUGUAUGGUGUUGUUGGUCCUCUCGGCUCUCUAGUCUCCUCCUCCCCCUCUUCCUCUCCUCCCUCCUCCAUCUAUUCCUCCAGGCUCACUGCUGCCCCUCCUCCCAGCGCUUCAUUGGAUCCCCUUAUUGACAGCUCUCAGAGUUCUGAACGCCCCGCCUACCUGGAGAGAUAUGGAGCUGCCAAAAUGGCCACUGUCCGACCCAUGAUGAAACAGCAACCAGGUGGGGGUGGGGCAAGGCCUAACACCUCUUUCAACAACAACAACCACAGGACUCAACAUUUAACUACAGCUCCCAGCAGGCAAUGGGAGAACAGCCUCAUUCAGGUGCAGGGGGCAGUGCAUGGUGUGACAGCAGAGGAGUGUGAAGUGGCUCUGGAGACUCACAGCUGGAAUAUCCCUCAGGCCAUAUGCCAACUAAAGGUUGAACAGUUGUUUCGCCUGGGUCUGCGUUCUAGAUCAGAGUGCCAGGAGGUUCUAGAGCGUUGCCAGUGGAACCUAGAACAGGCAAGCAUCCUGCUUCUGGACUCUUAUGGGAAAGUAGGCUGAGACAGACUCCAGGACUACUGACCUAUAACCCCACAGAUCUAAACCUACAGACCAGAAACUGCAUACAUUUCCCUGUAAAUACAUACAUUUAACCCUACAGACAGGAAACUACAGACAUUUCCUUAUAAUUACAGACCUCGAACCUACAAACUGGAAACUACAGACAUUUCCCUGUAAUUACAUACAUUUAACCCUACAGACCUAAACCUACAGACAGGAAACUACAGACGUUUUCCUAUAAUUACAGACCAUUAACCACCGAUCUAAACCUACAGACCAGCCCACCUGUGUACUAGAGAACUGGGCAGGCCAUAGAAAUAUACUUAAUAGAACAGACAUGGCUGAGUCCUACGAAGGGAAACACUGGACAAGCACACAACUGCAUGCUCAGUAGUUAAGUUAUUACAGUGCCUUGCGAAAGUAUUCGGCCCCCUUGAACUUUGCGACCUUUUGCCACAUUUCAGGCU
Messenger RNA from Oncorhynchus kisutch (coho salmon), 4995 nucleotides. Its product is annotated as activated CDC42 kinase 1. Bases 1565 to 4528 code for a protein of 987 amino acids. Gene Ontology annotation, molecular function: ATP binding; protein binding; protein serine/threonine/tyrosine kinase activity. NCBI's taxonomy places the organism in Eukaryota, Metazoa, Chordata, Actinopteri, Salmoniformes, Salmonidae. The transcript has 18 exons. Gene Ontology annotation, biological process: protein phosphorylation; signal transduction. The record is from RefSeq and is a predicted model, not a curated record.